UGAGCGGAGCGCAGCAGCUGGACUGGACCUCACUGGCCCACGGCGUCAUGAGCCACAACUUGGACGCUGCGCGGAGCUUCUUGGAGCAGUUGGAGGCGCGAGGCGGCAGGGAGAGGGCGAUCCUUGCCGGCGAGUUCAGCGACAUCCAGGCCCUCUCAGCCGCAUGGAAGACUGAACGUGUGUGCUCCACUGAGGCUGGCAGUAUGCCAGGAAAUGUGAGGAAGAACCGCUACAAAGAUGUGCUGCCCUAUGAUCAGACACGAGUGAUCCUCUCCCUGCUCCAGGAGGAGGGACAUGGCGACUACAUCAAUGGCAACUUCAUCCGGGGCACAGAUGGAAGCCAGGCCUACAUCGCCACACAAGGACCCCUGCCUCACACCUUGCUAGACUUCUGGCGCCUGGUCUGGGAGUUUGGGGUCAAGGUGAUCCUGAUGGCAUGUCGAGAAAUGGAGAACGGGCGGAAAAAGUGUGAGCGUUACUGGGCCCAAGAACAGGAACCACUACAGAUUGGACUUUUCUGCAUCACCCUGACAAGGGAGACAUGGCUGAAUGCAGACAUCAUGCUCAGGACCCUCCAGGUUACUUUUCAGAAGGAAUGUCGUUCUGUGUACCAGCUGCAAUAUAUGUCCUGGCCAGACAGAGGAGUCCCUAGCAACCCUAAACAUGUGCUCACCAUCGUGGAGGAAGCCCGUCGCCUCCAGGGAUCUGGAUCCAGUCCCCUCUGUGUCCACUGCAGCGCGGGUUGUGGGCGAACAGGUGUCCUGUGCACUGUGGAUUAUGUGAGACAGUUGCUCCUCACCCAGAUGAUCCCACCUAACUUCAGCCUCUUCAACGUGGUCCUGGAGAUGAGAAAGCAGCGGCCCGCAGCUGUGCAGACAGAGGAGCAGUACAGGUUCCUAUACCACACAGUGGCUCAGAUGUUCUUCUCAGCACUCCAAAACACCAGCCCCGUUUACCAGAAUUUCAAGGAGAAUUGUGCCCCAAUCUACGACGAUGCCCUCUCCUUCCAGACUUUCCAGACCCUUCCCACCACACCGCGCCCACCUGGCGAGGUCCUCAGAAGCAUCUCGGUGCCUGGGCCCCCGGCCCUCGCCAUGGCCGACACGUACGCGGUGGUGCAGAAGCGCGGGGCGCCCGCGGGCACCGGGGCGGGGGCGCGGGGGCGCGGCGCGGAAGAGGCGCCGCUCUACAGCCAGGUGACGCCGCGCGCCCAGCGGCCGCCGGCGCACGCGGAGGACGCGCGUGGGUUGCUGCCCCGCCGCGUUCCUGCUGACCAAAGCCCUGCUGGGCCUGACGCCUAUGAGGAUGUGGUGGAUGGAGCUCAGAAUGGUGGGCUAGGCUUCAACCUGCGCAUUGGAAGGCCUAAAGGGCCCCGGGACCCCCCUGCUGAGUGGACCCACGUGUGAAUGCUGCACCCUGCCUGCCUCCUGCCUCACAUGGGCACCUGGACUGCUGACGGCCAUUCUCUGCUAUGUGAAGUGUUGGAAAUGGGAAUGCUGGUCCUGGAUCAAAAUAAAAGUUUCUCAGGGUGGAAAUGU
Molecule: messenger RNA, 1538 nt
Organism: Odobenus rosmarus divergens (Pacific walrus)
Lineage: Eukaryota; Metazoa; Chordata; Mammalia; Carnivora; Odobenidae
Gene: PTPN18
Product: protein tyrosine phosphatase, non-receptor type 18 (brain-derived)
Exons: 15
Coding region: 48-1406 (452 amino acids)
Biological process (GO): peptidyl-tyrosine dephosphorylation
Cellular component (GO): nucleus; cytoplasm
Molecular function (GO): non-membrane spanning protein tyrosine phosphatase activity
Source: RefSeq, a predicted model, not a curated record